This is a messenger RNA of Nyctereutes procyonoides (raccoon dog), 743 nucleotides long. RefSeq names its product dynein light chain Tctex-type 1 (gene DYNLT1). The record is from RefSeq and is a predicted model, not a curated record. Gene Ontology annotation, cellular component: cytoplasm; cytoplasmic dynein complex. The transcript has 5 exons. Gene Ontology annotation, molecular function: dynein intermediate chain binding. Lineage: Eukaryota; Metazoa; Chordata; Mammalia; Carnivora; Canidae. Gene Ontology annotation, biological process: microtubule-based movement. Bases 51 to 392 code for a protein of 113 amino acids.
UGCGCAGUGCGCGCUACUCCGGGGGGCGGAGGCGACGCGCAGGAGGGAAGAUGGAAGACUACCAGGCUGCCGAGGAGACUGCUUUUGUUGUUGAUGAAGUAAGCAACAUUGUAAAAGAGGCUAUCGAGAGUGCCAUUGGUGGCAAUGCCUAUCAGCACAGCAAAGUGAAUCAGUGGACCACAAAUGUCGUAGAACAAACUUUAAGCCAACUCACCAAGCUGGGAAAGCCAUUUAAAUACAUCGUGACCUGUGUGAUUAUGCAGAAGAACGGAGCGGGGUUACACACAGCGAGUUCCUGCUUCUGGGACAGCUCGACUGACGGCAGCUGCACGGUGCGCUGGGAGAACAAGACCAUGUACUGCAUUGUCAGCGCCUUUGGGCUGUCCAUCUGACCGUCGGCGGCCCUGCCUUCCCCCUCUGCCCCGCUCGCCGCCUCUUCCUGACGGCCACGGAUCCGGUAAACGCUGUCCUUGUGCUCUUUCAGUGUCUCUCGUGGCGCUCUCACAACGUGGAGAAAAGGCAGGUGACUGCCCUGUUCUGUGAACGGCGCAUCCCGUCAGAGGCUAGUCAUCCCAGCGGCCAGGCCUGUGCUGCCACUUGUCUUAACUCUGAACAUUUCUUCCCAAAGGUGCUAAAAACUGAAAUCUGCUAGUUUGAAGCUUUCUCUCUCUCUGAAUGACUCAGAUACACUAAUUUUCCAUACUUUGUACUUUGGUUAGAAUAAUAAAUUAUUCCACUUUAAA